Kazachstania africana CBS 2517 is the source of this 516-nucleotide messenger RNA. RefSeq names its product Nis1p (gene NIS1). The record is from RefSeq and is a predicted model, not a curated record. The transcript has a single exon. NCBI's taxonomy places the organism in Eukaryota, Fungi, Ascomycota, Saccharomycetes, Saccharomycetales, Saccharomycetaceae. Bases 1 to 516 code for a protein of 171 amino acids.
AUGUCAGACCGUAUAUUGAGCAAGUUUUCCAGCUGGAAGAAGUACAAGAAUCGUGGUAAUCGUGGUGGACCUGUGCGACGUGCCUCGAUUAGAAGGGUGGAUUACACUAGCGUUCAAGAAUUGCGAAGUCACAAGUUUAUAUUCCACCGAGGGUUUACCAGUAGAAGGGACUCGUUGAAAAGAGCACGUAAAUUCAGCAAUAAGAAUGAGUUGCAAUCAAUUAUGAGAUAUAUCAAUCUUUCACAGAUGAAUAUCAAAGAAAUCGUGACGGCACCGUUGAUGACCAUUUUCCAGCCAUUGCACAACAACAGUGUCGUGGUUCCCAGGAGAACCGUUCGAACCUCCGUGUACAAAAGACGGUCCAUCAGAAGAGCUGCCACGCUUCCAGCAUCGUUGCGUUCCAACCACAGCCGUUACAGCAGCAAUAAACGCAUCAAAUUGCUUCGCCUCUGGAAGGAAUAUCUCCUGCUGGUCAUCCUACAAAGAGUGCAUCUGAGAAUCAAUCUCCUCACAUAA